AUGAAUUCGUUCAAGAUCGGCCAGGCUAUUAUUCUGGCCGGAGGGACAAUGGCUUUUUGUUUUUGGCUCUACAGCAGACGUGCAUUGUCCCAGCCAGCACCACACUCCGAGGCAAAACAUGGUGGUGCUUGCCACAGCGGCCCAGCUCCAGGGGCUCCAACACAAUCCGUUCGGCGACUGCAAGGAGUCUGUCUCCGUCAGGUCUACCCUUCAUCCGAGAGCAAGAUUGAAACAGAUAUCGAUAUUAUUGCCAUUCAUGGCCUCGAUACGAAGUCGCCGGACACAUGGAUAUGGAAAACCCCAGAGACUGACGUUAACUGGCUUCAAGAUCUGGAUAUGCUGCCUAAGCGAUUUCCGACCGCGCGAAUCUUUACCUGUGACUGGCCUGCCAACCUCCUUGAAGAAUCAGACUUUAUCCAAAAAAGAAUUGAGGAAUUUGCUCGGCUCUUGCUCGCCGGAAUUAAACAUCGGCCUCCAGCAACGAAUAAUCACUGUGAAGAGAAGGAAAGACCAAUUUUGUUUAUUGCGUCAUGUCUCGGAGGUGUCAUCUUGAUGAAAAUGCUUAUAAUGGCUAAUCAGGAGUAUCAUUCUGUGAAACAAGCAACACGCGGUAUUAUCUUUCUUGCCACACCAUUUCGUGGCACGUCAUUCGAAGAUGUGGCUAGAUGGGCCGAGCCAUGCCUGAGAGCCUGGGCUUCGAUCAAAGACAGGAAUGUUUCCAACAUGCUCGAGCAGGUGAAACCGACAUUUGAACUGGAAGAGCUUGUGCGCAGCUUCACUACUUUUUGUCAAGAAAAUGACCUUACACAACAUGUGUUCACCUUCUAUGAGACUGGCAAGUCAAGUCUUCCGCGUAAAAUAGCUCCCUGGCUCCCCGGUUUUUUGUCCCAGGAACAACCGCUGGUUGAUAAAGUUUCCGCAACUCUGGAUAUUGUUCCACAUCCUAUACCCCUUGCUCGAUCGCAUGUAAGGAUGAAUAAGUUUUAUGGUCCUGAAGAUCCAGAAUAUGUUGCUGUUACUGGGAAACUUGACUUAAUUCUUUGCAAAAUUCGCCAGGGACGGCCAAUUGAUAGAGCAGACACUUGGAUACAGAAUAAACGCUAUUCUCUGAAAGAGCUUGAGAUUGAACGACUCUCAGGUGAUCUACUUCCGAUGGAUCGCUGCUACAUCAAUCUUGCUAUUAUAGAGCACUCAGCUGAGAAUAAUAGUCACGGAAAGGGAGAAUAUAUCGCGCGAAAGGCUUCCCCAUUUUCACUCCACGCCCGAUUAAAGACUGAGACGCCAGACAAGGCCAUUAAGGUGACGUUGCCAACUCUAUUUGAAUCCCGCAAGUCAAAGGAUGCCGGGGUGGGCAAGACCACUCUAUGCAAGAAGAUUGUUCAUGAUUUCACAUACAAGGGAAUGUGGCGGGAUUUGUUUGAUCGCGUGCUUUGGGUUCCAUUGCGGAAUCUAAAGCGGGAAGAAAGACGUCAGCUUUCUGCAUAUAAAUUUGGCUCAUUGUUUCAUGACGAGUAUUUCUCUCAACACGCGGAAGGCAGGAACCUUGCUGAAGAAUUGUGGUCUGCAUUGAGGGAUACAAAGAGUCGCAAAACUUUGUUUAUCCUGGAUGGUCUAGAUGAAGUUUCUCAAGACUUGGGCGAACAUAUGCGUACUUUCUUCAAAGAGCUCUUGGGUCAGCCUAAUGUUAUUAUAACAACCCGACCCUAUGCAAUACUUCCGCAUCGCACGAAAGAUAUUGAUAUCGACCUUGAACUGGAAACGAUUGGGUUCUACCCAGACCAAGUAAAAGCCUAUGUCGAGAAGGCCUUUACUGACCCAAGAACAGUCGGGAUAAAUCGAAAAACACCCGCUGAGAUCCAGUCAUACCUCCAGGAGCAUCCAAUAAUCCAAGGACUUGUGCGGAUUCCAGUUCAGCUGGAUGCGCUCUGCUUCACCUGGCAAGGUUUGCAUAGUGAAGAUAUACGACCACAGACAAUGACCGAUGUCUACAAAGCGAUCGAGCAAAGCUUAUGGAAGAAAGACACCAUAAAACUAGAUAAACGGACUGAGGCUCAAAUGCAGAACGCUUCGACGAUAGAUAUCAUGAACUGUAUCGGAAAAGAGCUUGAGUUCGUUGAAGCUCUUGCCUUUACUGGAAUGUACAACGAUGUCAUAGAGUUUGAGCGAAAGCACCGCGAUGCUGUACAAAAGCUGUUUGAUCCCUUGGACAUGAAUCUCUCUCUAGACACGAUACUCGGACGCCUCUCUUUCCUGCGAACAUCAGACCCGUCGUUGAAGGAACGAGAUCGAACUUACCAUUUUUUGCAUUUAACAUUUCAAGAAUACUUCGCCGCAAAAUACUUUGUACGGCAGUGGAAAGCUAACGGAACACUCAAAUGUCUAGUGUUCAGCCAACCGAAGAAAAGCGGCAAACUUCUUGAAACGCCUAUUGAAUUUCUUCAAAAACUCAAGUACCACGUGAGAUAUGACAUCUUCUGGCGCUUUGUUACCGGCUUACUUGGCGAUGAGGAUGACGAAGAAGUACGUCACUUUUUUGAGAAGAUCAGAGAGGCGCCACUUGAUAUAUUAGGUCCUAUGCAUCAGCGGCUUCUCAUGCAUUGUUUGCACGAAGUACAGACAGCAGAGAUACCAUUUCGAAAGGACCUGGAACAGAGUCUGCUGGAUUGGCUUCUUUUUGAAUGCAAAUAUAGAAAAGAUUCAUACCUAGCAGCUGAAAUGGAGUUCGCAGGACCUGUCCUUGCUAAUGCCUUGCAAUCAAGUUCUGGUGCUACAAAGAAAAUACUUCUCGACUCACUAGGAAAGAGACAAGGAAUGAGAUCAAACCUAAUAGAUCCGGUCGGUUCUUGCCUUGGGGAUGAUGACUCGGAUGUCAGAGGCGCAGCAGUCCAGGCACUGAAAGGGCUGGCAGGCCAGGCGACACUACCCCCAGACAUCAUCGAGGCUAUAGCAGUACGGCUUGGGGAUGAUAACUCAGACAUCAGACACGCGGCAGUCCAGACACUGGAAGAGCUAGCAAGUCAAACAGUGUUGCUUCCAGACAUUAUCCAGGCUAUAGCAGUACAGCUUGAGGAUAAUAACUGGCUGGCAGGUCAGACGGUACUGCCUUCAGAUAUCAUCGAAGCUAUAGCAGUACGGCUUGGAGAUAAUAACUUAAAUGUUAAAGGUGCAGCAGUUCAGGCACUGGAAAGGCUGGCAGACCAGACAGCGUUAUCUCCAGACAUCAUUCAGGCUAUUACAUUACGGCUUGAGGAUAAUAACUGGUAUAUCAGAUACGCGACAGUCCAGGCACUGGAACGGCUAGCAGGCCAAACGAUAUUGCCUCCAGAUAUCAUUGAGGCUAUAGUAGCACGGCUUGGGGAUGAUGAUUCAGAUGUCAGACACGCGGCAUUCCAGGCAUUGGAAGGGCUGGCAGGCCAGGCGGCGCUGCCCCCAGACUCUCUCGGUCAGUAUCUAGGUUUGCUUUACCGGGUAUUGUUAGAAACCAGCUUCCAGCAGCCCUGCAGUUGGAUUAUUACGGAAAAGGUUUCCUACAUAGCAUUACAUGACCGAGAGGUUCGUUUAGGAUCUGUACAAAAACAGUUCAUGGAGGCAAUUCAGGAAACACAGAGAGCAUUAGAUGCUCCCCCACCUUACUGUAUUAGUUAA
This is a messenger RNA of Aspergillus affinis, 3645 nucleotides long. RefSeq names its product NACHT domain-containing protein. The record is from RefSeq and is a predicted model, not a curated record. The coding region runs from base 1 to 3645 and encodes 1214 amino acids. Lineage: Eukaryota; Fungi; Ascomycota; Eurotiomycetes; Eurotiales; Aspergillaceae. The transcript has 4 exons.